UUGGAGGCUGGAACCUGGCUCCAAGCCUCUUCAUUCCUAACCCCUUAAGCCAUCUCCCCGAUACCCACCCUAGGCUCUGAGGCUGGGUCAGUCUGUCCCAACCUACAAACUUCCCUGCAACCGCUACCGAGGCAUCUCCCCACCUUAGUGCACCAUGAGGUUGCAACAGCCUGGUCCGCAAGUCCCUAGCUGCCCCAGCGUCUCCUGAGCUCAGCUCCUCCUCACAGAGGAGAGAGGGCAGACACUCUCCUUGCCUCCCCGGUGGUUGGCAGAGCAGCCGCGGCACCCGCCUGCUGCCUGGCUGAUGGAGAGAUUAAUCCUAAGCCCUUCCCGUCAGCACCCCCACCCCCCACCCCGGGCAGGACCAUGCUGGCUGUCCCUGUGGGACUUGGAGCACCAAGUCCGCUGCUGAGGCAGGACAGCUGGCCCAGCUCCCUGCAGCAUCCGGACCUUCAGCUCUCAGGAGGAAGGAGGACUUCGGGGGUCCUUCUAGAAAGCCACUCUGCACCCCUGCUCUUCUGAAGAUUCAGAACGAACAAACUUCUGCUCUUUAGAGGAGGCCGGAGAAGGACAGAACGCUGACUCUACCAGGGAUGCUAUGUUGGCAGUUGGUUUUGGUUUUGUGUUUUUUUUUCCCCCCACCUCUCUGACACAAAACUGCCUCUUUCCUGAUCACUGAGAAAUGGGCUCCCCAUGCCCGGCAGAGAACAGGCUGGGGACACACUUCCUAAGACAAGCGACAAGGGAGCCCGCUGCUCCCUGGCCCCGCAGUCUGUGGCAAUGCCCACGUCUUCCAGAGACAGGCACCUGCGUCCUGGACACCAUCACUUUGGCUCCUGCAGCCCCUUGAGCCAGCUCUGGCCUGGUCCAGAGCCUCCUCAGUCAGUCAAGGGCCUUUACUACCGCCGGGCCCGGAAGGUGGGCACCCUGGACGCCUCUCCAGAGGCCGACUUGAAGAAGGAGAUCCUGGUGAACGUGGGUGGCCGUCGGUACCUGCUGCCCUGGAGCACCCUGGAUGCCUUCCCGCUGAGCCGCUUGAGCAGGCUCCGUCUGUGUCGCAGCUACGAGGAGAUCACACAGCUCUGUGAUGACUAUGAUGAGAACAGCCAGGAGUUCUUCUUUGACCGGAGCCCCAGCGCUUUCGGGGUGAUUGUGAGCUUCCUGGCCGCGGGAAAGCUGGUGCUCCUGCGGGAGAUGUGCGCGCUGUCCUUCCGGGAGGAGCUGAGCUACUGGGGCAUCGAGGAAGCCAACCUGGAACGCUGCUGCCUGCGCAAGCUCAUGAAGAAGCUGGAGGAGGUGGCCGAGCUGCGGCGGGAGGAGGCGAUGCAGCGCCAGCAGCAGCGCCAGACCUGCCACUCGGAAGUGCACGCUUCACGGUGGGCCCGCAGCAUGAACCAGCUGCGAGAGAUGGUGGAGGACCCGCAGUCAGGGCUGCCUGGGAAAGUCUUUGCCUGCCUGUCCAUUCUCUUCGUGGCCACCACGGCUGUCAGUCUGUGUGUGAGCACCAUGCCAGACUUCAGGGCGGAGGAGGACAAGGGAGAAUGCACGAGAAAGUGCUACUACAUCUUCGUGGUGGAGACCAUCUGUGUGGCCUGGUUCUCCCUGGAGUUCUGUCUGCGUUUUGCCCAGGCCCGGAACAAAUGUCAGUUCUUCCGCGGGCCCCUGAAUGUCAUCGACAUUCUGGCCAUCUCUCCAUACUACGUGUCUCUUGUGGUGUCUGAGGAGUCCCCGGAGGCAGGCGAGAGGCUGAGCGGCAGCUCCUACCUGGAGAAAGUGGGGCUGGUCCUGCGUGUUUUGCGGGCGCUCCGCAUCCUCUACGUGAUGCGCCUGGCCCGCCACUCGCUGGGGCUGCAGACGCUGGGCCUCACCGUACGCCGCUGUGCCAGGGAGUUUGGCCUUCUGCUGCUCUUCCUGGGUGUGGCGGUCACCCUCUUCUCCCCUUUAGUCUACGUGGCCGAGAAUGAGUCCGGAAGGGUCCUCGAGUUCACCAGCAUCCCCGCAUCCUACUGGUGGGCCAUCAUCUCCAUGACCACGGUGGGUUAUGGGGACAUGGUCCCUCGCAGUGUGCCGGGCCAGAUGGUGGCUCUGAGCAGCAUCCUUAGCGGUAUCCUCAUCAUGGCCUUCCCAGCCACAUCCAUCUUUCACACCUUCUCCCAUUCCUACCUGGAGCUGAAGCGGGAGCAGGAGCAGGUCCAGGCCCGCCUCCGGCGUCUUCAGAACACAAACUCGGCCAGCGAAAGGGAGCUUCUGAGCGACGUGGAUGAUCUGGUCCCUGAGGGCCUGGGCUCCCCUGUACGCUACGUGUAAUGCCCACCAUCUUAGGAAUGUGCAAUAAUAUCAACCCAUCCCAUGGCUGAGACAAGCUCCCGCACCUCUCCUCUCCUGUGGACCAUCUGGGGGGGUGUCCUCAGAAUACUGACCGACUUCCAAAGCAGGAAAGGUGCCAGGCCAUGACACCAUUGGUGUGAUCCUGGGCACAUCCGUUGUCCUUCCCCAGAUCCCUGCCAGCCAUCUUGGCAGGCUAGGUCAGUGUUCCUGGGUUCUUUUCCUUUCCUUGCAUACUAUGUGAUGAUCCACCCUGGGUUCUGGAUGCUCACUGAACUGACCACCACUAGUAGCCAAAUCCGGAGUCUGCAGAUUUCCAUCUUCUCCCCUAGACUCCCUGUCCUGGUCCAUGCUACCCCUGGGAAUCAGAGAGCUUGGGCCCUGAGACCUACUGAAAGCUCCACAUAGCCUGCAAGGCUUCCAAGAGGAUCAUGUGUUCUCUUACUUCCUGCCACCGCCAACCAAAUAAUUUCCAAAUGUGGUGGAAGUACUCACUGUUCUGGAAGCUCUUAGCCAAGAAGGCAGUCCUGGCCAUUACAGCAAAUCCUGCCAGGGUCUCAUGGUGGCAAGUCUGCUGUCACCUAUGACAUGCCUGGAGACUUGGGCUGCAGGGCCGCCUGCAAGGACCCAGUUGGCCAGCUGGACUCUUGGUGGACACUUGCUAGUUGUACAGCUCUUAGCCUUGACAAGGGGACUCUAAGAACUGCACAAUGUCCUUUCAGAGAACAACAGCACCAGUAGGAACCUCAGCUUUCCAUGGUCAACUAAACACCACUGGCUGACAUAGCUCAGCAGGACAGCCUUAGGCCUGCCUGGUUCUAGCUCCCUGCAUCAGACCCCCACUGAUGGAGGAUGGGCAUUCCUGGUGUCUGUGUGUGUCCAUGUAUCCACGUGCUCAUCUGUCAGCAGACUCAGCCCUUGGAUCCACAGAGGAGGCAGCUUGCUUGGAGCGUGACUUACAGAGACAAACCAGAAAGAAGCCGAGACCUCUGAGCAGCCAGUGGCCCCAAAGUUUCCCAAGACACAGGUCUAAUGUUGGAGGGACGCUCAGAGCAACAGAGUAGGCUAGGAUAAGGAGGUGAUGGAUCUCAGAGCCUUACAGAAGACAGCACUGUGACUGUACUGGGGGUGAGGACAAGGAUGACGGUCCAAGCGGAAGUGGGAGUGUCGUCCGUCCAGGAAUGACCGGUGGGGUCACCUUCUCCACGUCACUACUGAUCUGGCACAGCACACCUGGAAGACAUCUCUGUGGCACUUCUCAGGAGUGACAGACACAGCUGCACCGUCAUUCAGUAUUGACUGUAAGGCCAUUGGAGAAAGUAUAGCGGACACAAGGAAGUGACAGUGAGAUAGACUGGCCCUUGUGAAUCUGACAUGGCUCAUGCGUGGGUACAGGCAAUACUGCAGCCCUGCUCAUGCGUGCCUGGCUGUUGGUCCUGCCAGUACUGAGUUGAGCCUGCUGUGUGCCAGGCUCACACUUCCCCUGACUGCAGCACGUAGCCGAUGACUGCCCGGAGGAACCCCAACAUCUAACCUAAAGUGCAUCUUGCCCACGUGGGAACUCUCACAUUCUCUGACUCCCCUCAACAGAUGUGUGUGUGCAUGCACACGCGCACACACACACACACACACACACACACACACACACACACGCACGCACGCAUGCACACACGCAUCUCUCUAGACCUCAAGGUCUGGAGAGCACCCUUAGUUCUUACCAAGUUUACACGUCUCAAGCAAGCCUCUUGUAUCACACUAGGAGAGCUGAUGUCUUGAGGAGGCCCAAGGCAUGCUGCUCUGCUCCAGGAUUCAGUUAGCAGAAUCCUUGGGGUACCUGGAUGUAUUCUGGGAGCAUAUCAAAAGUAACUAUAUUAAUCUUUUAUGCCAGGUUAGUUUUUGUUUGUUUUGAGACAGGGUCUCACAGUGUAGUCCAGGCUAUCUUUGAACAUGUAAUCCUCCUGGCUCAACUCUCUGGCUCCCAAGCUGACAUUUUUAUAGCUGUUAUUAGGCAAAACACUAAACAGUCAGUUUUUCCUUUAUGCUUUUAAGAAGAAGACAGCAUGGGUACCAGCUGAGGCCUGGGGGGUUCACACUGUCUAUGACUGUGGGCAGGUCCCUUUGCCUCCCUGUAAACCGCUGUGGGCCAGAUCUGUGGUUCUCUAGCUGACGUUCCACAGAACACUCUUGGGGGCUGCUGUUGUCAGGGGAAGGCCAGCCAAAUGGACAGAGGCCCCACUGACCGAUGAUGGUCGCACACUCACAACAUCUAAAAGAAUACAGAAAUGUCUAAACAGCUCCUCUCCUCCAGGGCAGGGUUAUCCACAAAUCACUGUUCUGAGGUGUUGUGCUCACCCUGGAACCAGAGAAGAAGCCACAAGGGAACCUGGCCCCUUGUCAGAUCUGCAUCUAUCUCUCUCUUCUGACUGAGGCCUCAUCUGCAUCACAUGCUUGGGGUGAUGUUUUCCAGCAGCGUGUCUGGCUCUCACCAGGCAUCCCACAGUUCUCUGUGCCAACCCAAAUGUACCAGAGCAAAAGAAAAGUCAAAAGUCAGCAUUAGCUGAACCCAUCAAAGACACUGAAUAUCUUUAUCAUCUGCACACAUAUACCCAGUUAAAGCUCUCACUAAAUAAGACUUGGAAAAUUGGAAGGGAUGGCUUGAUGUGGGGCUCAAUUGAAUGCUUCCAUUUCGUUUUUGUUUUUGUUUUUUUUUCUCCUGGAUAACAUCCUGGGAGAUGGGUCUAAGUGGUCCAGGUCUGGCUUUGCAUCUCUUUUGAUAUGAUUGGAUGGGUGGAGCAACAAGCAUGUUGCUAGGUAGUGUUUUCAUCCCCAUUGGUUGACAGGAGCCUAGUGAUCUGCAGCUGCUGUGGCUGUAGCCAAAGGGGACCCUUGACUUUGAGCCACCUUCAGGCUGUCAUAGAUGUGGCUCCCAGAGGGAGGUACAGUGUUGAUUGAAGGUCUUUCUAGCCACUCAGGGUUGAGCCCAGCAGGAGAAAGAUGAGUUAGUUCUUCAAUGAAAGGGACUCAAGGAGGAUCCUGACUUGGGGCUGUGCCAAGACCAAGGGCUACUUCCAGAGCUUCUAGGGCUGCACCAUGGCAGUCCCAUCAAAAGAUGAGCAGUGUGUGCCUGAAGGGCAAAUGUGCCUCUGGAUGCAAAUGCGCUUCAGAGGGUAGAGUGUCGCUGAUUUCAUUUGUUUCUCAAAGGAAGACUCUCCAAACAGGGUAAGGAGCUCUAAUAUCAAUCAACGCUCUCUUGGAAGAUGGAGAGACCAAGGUUUAGGGAGGGAAAACCACCUGCCUAAGGCCACACAGCUGGCUCAUCUUAUUAUAGUCAAGUAUCUUGACUCCUAGCAGAGUCUUUUCUAGUCCAUUCUGCCUCUGCCCUGGGCUCAUGGGAAGCAGGGCCUGGCCUCGGAGAAUGUUCUUUAGAGGAAAAGAAAGCAGCAGUUUGCCACACCGUCCUGAAUUGAGGGGAAGAGAGACUGUGGAGUGUCCUGGGCAGAUUGUACAACAUGAGACAUGGGAAUGGACUUGCCGGACCUGCUCUCCCUCACAUAUCCCAUGGAGAUCCUGCAGGAGGCCACCCAGUCCUUCCCAGCAUGGGCAACUGGCCUUCUAGGAACUCACUGCAACCGCUUCUAACCUGGAGGUGAACUGGGAAGGCCACACAGAAAGGAAUGCUCCAGCAUUCAGUCUGUGGACGGUUCACCAUCUCCCAAACCUGGCGGCUCAUUCCAGAUUCACCUGCCUGCAAAGAUCCUUUCCUGCCACCAGAUUUCCUUCACUCAGGUACCACACCACACCCUUUCCCUUGGUGCACUGUAGGCCCCACUGUGGACACUCUACACAUCUCCCAGUCCUCAUAGACACAUGUGACAAGGGGAUACUUUCUGGGUGGUCACUGGUACCCAGCCUGGGGGUUUGUAAUGAUUUGUGUGGCGAAUAUGUCAGAUGCCGUGAGUCCCAGCAAAUCUCCCCACCCCAGAAGAAAGAGGAAGAGGGGUUACUAUCAAUGAGGGGCAGUUCCUUUCUUUGGGAGGUGAUCCCAGGACACACUAUGGAAGAGCAGAGACGGAGGAAGGGGAGGAAGGGCCCAGGGAGAGCUGGCCUGGCCCAAAGAUUGAAAUAAAGCAGUAACAUUAGACCUGCCUACUGCUUGGCUGGCCACAUUGAAGGGCCUCUGUGAAGAGAACAUAUCCUUCUUGCAGGUAAAUGAGUCCCCGAGACUCAGCAUCCCCAAACCUGGGCAGCUUCGCAGAUUCUAAAGUGGGACCUUAAUGGUCUCAGGGUCCUGCUUUUGUCUUUGCAAGUGUGGACAGGAAGGACCAAGGAGGGGGUGUGACUUAGGAGACACACCCCCAGGUGGGGCACAGCCAGGCUCAGCCCAGCCUCUGGACUCCAGCUCUAGCGCGUCCAGCCCUGGGCGGCCUGUUCUCUGCCCAGUGCCUGUCUUUACGCAGCUUUGACGUCUGGCCAAGGGGUGCCUCCCGGAAUACAAUGUCGGUUAAAAAUAAAACAAGAGGCGCCGGCCCUCCCCUGCAGCAGCCUGCUGCCGAGGACACAUGGGGGACUCAGUGCCACCACUUUGGGACCUGCUGUAAGGAGGACACAGCCAAGGAGGCAUAGGCACCAUGUGACACAAGGCGGGACAGUGUGGGCCCUGAGCUAAAAAUAGCCUCCGUUGUAUUUGCAGUGACCUGCCAAAUGUAGACCCCUGUGGAGCCCGAGGUGCCACCUGCACUUUCUGGGGGAGCUUUUGGGACCCUGCACACUUCUGAAUUAAACAUUAAAUGGCA
Molecule: messenger RNA, 7118 nt
Organism: Peromyscus leucopus (white-footed mouse)
Lineage: Eukaryota; Metazoa; Chordata; Mammalia; Rodentia; Cricetidae
Gene: Kcng4
Product: potassium voltage-gated channel modifier subfamily G member 4
Exons: 3
Coding region: 694-2307 (537 amino acids)
Biological process (GO): potassium ion transmembrane transport; protein homooligomerization
Cellular component (GO): voltage-gated potassium channel complex; membrane
Molecular function (GO): delayed rectifier potassium channel activity
Source: RefSeq, a predicted model, not a curated record